Thunnus maccoyii (southern bluefin tuna) is the source of this 2164-nucleotide messenger RNA. It is a transcript of the gene proza, whose product is annotated as protein Z, vitamin K-dependent plasma glycoprotein a. Gene Ontology annotation, molecular function: calcium ion binding; serine-type endopeptidase activity. Bases 403 to 1686 code for a protein of 427 amino acids. NCBI's taxonomy places the organism in Eukaryota, Metazoa, Chordata, Actinopteri, Scombriformes, Scombridae. The record is from RefSeq and is a predicted model, not a curated record. The transcript has 9 exons. Gene Ontology annotation, biological process: proteolysis; blood coagulation. Gene Ontology annotation, cellular component: extracellular region.
CAGAAUCCAUGAGACUCAAGUUGAUCUGCUGUGGCGACCCACCCUGUGUCCGGAACCAUGCAAUGACGGAUUUGUGAAUAUGUUGUUUUUGUUACAUUGUAGCAUCAUGAAGAAACGCAGCAUCCGAUUUAUUGCUGCUGCACAGAAGAUGCGUUACAAUUGUUCUGGCUCCAUCUUUGUCCUGUAACAUCCAUUGAGCUAAUGCUAUCUGGCUGGUAAAAGCUACAUAAAUAGAAAGAAAAACUAGGCUCCCUUCCCAUUCAAAUGAACACACUGUACUCUGCUGAGCUGACCCUCAGUGCUGAAAACAUAAAGGCGACUAUUUGGGACUCACAAGAGUACUCAUUGAUCCCUGCUGCACCGAUAACUUGACUCAGAUCCGGGUCGUACCUCAGUGUCACCAUGCGCUCCUCGACCGCAUCUGCCGCUCUCCUGUGUCUGCUGGCGGGGGCUGUGUCAGCCAUUCAGAUCCCCCAGACAGUGUUCUUGGACAAGCAUCAGGCGAGCUCUGUAAUCUCCCGUUCGAAGAGGAACGUUGACGGCAGUAACCUGGCUCCGACUCCCACCGUGGAGCAGGUUUGCAUGGAGAAGGUGUGCUCAUAUGAGGAGGCCAGAAAGCUCUUCCAGGACUCGUACCGCACGGAUAUCUUCUGGUCUGUUUACAUUGAUGGAGACCAGUGCGCAGACAACCCCUGCAAGAAUGGAGCCAUGUGCUCGGACAGCGUGGGAGGCUAUGACUGUGUCUGCAAGUCCGGUUUUACAGGAGUCCACUGUGAAACAGACCAGACUCUGUGCACCCUUGAAAAGAACAAGGGCUGCUCCCAGUUCUGCAAACCAGGCUACACGUCUUACGAGUGCUCCUGCGCCCGUGGAUGGAAGCUCAGCCAGAAAGACAGGAAUAAGUGUGAGGCUAUAGACCCUUUCCCCUGUGGUAGGGUGAGAAGUCUGAGACAGUGGGAUGACAGACUGUCCAGCAACAUCCGCAGCAACUUUGAGGGACUUAUCUGUUCUUCUAAAGAGUGUCCCUGGCAGGCUCUCCUGAAGAGUAGAGAGUCAGAUGGUUUCUGCAGCGGAGUCAUUCUGAAGGAGAACUUGGUCUUGACUUCAGCUCAAUGUGUUCACAAAUACAGCCCCUCCCAAGUGGCCGUUGGCAAGCGCAGGACCACUGACGAGGAAACUGAACAGAUAUUGUACGUAAAAAUAGUUCACGUCCACCCACGCUAUGUGGAAGGUCGCCCUGACAAUGACUUGGCUGUAAUUGAGCUUCGUGACCGCAUCACCUUUAAGAACGAGGUGAUUGCUGCCUGUCUGCCAGAAAGAGACUUUGCCGAGAGCGUCCUGAUGUCAGGAGAGUUACCCGCUGUGGUCACUGGUUGGAAAGAACCCAAGCAAGAAUCUGCUUUUCAGGGCCAGCUUACCCUCAACCAGCUGGCGUACAACCGCCUGCCUCAGUGUCUGGAGACUCACCCCAACCUGAUUACCAAUAAAAUGGGCUGCACCGCUCCCCGGACCAACGCCGACUGCACUAUGAGCUCCGGCAGCCCCCUGCUCACUCUGUACAGGGAGGUGUUCUUCCUCACUGGGGUGGUCAGCCAGCCACCAGGGGCCGACUGCAGCAAAGGCUACAUCUUCCAGAAAGUGUCACGCUACCUUGGCUGGCUUCGGCCGCUCAUGGGCUCCCGUUAGAUGGGGGAAUCAGGGAGGUGAGGGAAGGAGGACAUGGACAUUAUGGAAAAUAUAGUAUAAUACAGGUGAAUAAAUACUAAAAACAGGGAAUCAAGUCAAUAUUUCCAUGUGUGUACUUCUAGCUCAGUCAUUUCAGUAGUUUUUAUCUUGCUGCCUUUAAAUAUUAUCCACUUCCUGUUAGAAAAUACAUCUUAACAUCCAUAUAAUCUCCCAUCUGAAAAGGUAAUUGCUUCCCAUUGCUCUCUGUGGACUUCCUCAUUUAUCCACAAGGUGGCUCUCUAUCAACAUACAGAGAGCCACUCAGUAUAUGUGGCUCAAAAGCAGCAAGAGAUGCAUUGAAUUACUCCGCGUGUAUUCUGUGAUGUGGACAUAACUUUAAGUGAUUUUAUUUUUUAUUGACCACUGUACUGGUUGACAUGCACCUUGUAGCAUUCCAGAUAAUCACUGUUUUACGAAUGUAAUAAACCCUAACACCACA